UCUGCACUUUUUCUGGGGGACUUCCUUCUUACAUUGCGACUUUCCUCCUUCUUCUCCCCUCCUUCCGCUUCCCCCUCACCAGUCCCCACAUCCUCCCCUUUCCACACUCUGCAAUUGUGAGCCCAGAAUUUCUGAAUCGGGGGGCUUAGCUUCGCCGGGAUGAACCACAGGAAUGGAUGAAUUCCACCCCUUCAUUGAAGCUCUUCUUCCUCAUGUUCGUGCCUUUUCUUACACAUGGUUCAAUUUGCAAGCUCGGAAACGAAAGUACUUUAAGAAGCAUGAGAAGCGGAUGUCAAAGGAUGAGGAGCGCGCCGUGAAGGACGAGUUACUUGGUGAGAAACCGGAGAUCAAGCAGAAAUGGGCAUCCCGGCUGCUAGCCAAGCUACGCAAGGACAUCCGCCCAGAGUUCCGCGAGGAUUUCGUCUUGACCAUCACAGGCAAGAAGGCCCCGUGCUGCGUCCUCUCCAACCCCGACCAGAAGGGCAAAAUCCGCAGGAUUGACUGCCUGAGACAGGCCGACAAGGUCUGGAGGCUGGACCUCGUUAUGGUCAUCUUGUUCAAAGGGAUCCCUCUUGAAAGUACUGAUGGGGAGCGGCUGUACAAGUCGCCACAGUGCUCAAACCCAGGCCUCUGCGUCCAGCCACACCACAUUGGAGUCACAAUUAAAGAACUGGAUCUGUACUUGGCGUAUUUUGUUCACACUCCUGAAUCGGGACAAUCAGACAAUUCAAACCAGCAAGGAGAUGCGGACAUCAAACCACUGCCCAAUGGGCAUCUGACUUUCCAGGACUGUUUUGUGACGUCGGGUGUCUGGAACGUCACGGAGCUGGUGAGAGUGUCGCAGACUCCCGUGGCCACAGCGUCCGGUCCCAAUUUCUCUCUGGCCGACCUGGAGAGCCCCAGUUACUACAACAUCAAUCAAGUGGCCCUAGGCAGACGGUCCAUCACGUCUCCGCCUUCUAGCAGUUCCACCAAGCGUCCCAAGUCGAUAGACGACAGCGAGAUGGAGAGCCCCGUCGAUGACGUCUUCUACCCGGGGACGGGGCGUUCCCCUGCAGCUGGCAGCAGCCAGUCCAGCGGGUGGCCCAACGAUGUGGAUGCAGGACCGGCUUCUUUAAAGAAGUCAGGGAAGCUGGAUUUCUGCAGUGCCCUGUCCUCCCACGCCACCUCCCCGAGAAUGGCUUUCACCCACCACCCGUUGCCUGUCCUAGCAGGAGUCAGACCAGGUAGCCCCCGUGCCACCGCGUCGGCCCUGCACUUCCCGUCAACUUCCAUCAUCCAACAGUCCAGCCCCUACUUCACCCACCCGACCAUCCGCUACCACCACCACCACGGCCAGGACUCGCUGAAGGAGUUUGUGCAGUUUGUAUGCUCAGACGGCUCUGGCCAGGGGUCGGGGCAGCCUAACGGUAGCGGCCAGGGCAAAGUCACGGGGUCAUUUUUGCUGCCGCCGCCCCCACCUGUGGCCAGACCUGUGCCCCUUCCAAUGCCUGAUACAAAAUCCACCAGCACUAACCCAGAGGGCGGACCACCGACGCCAACAUCACCCUCAUUCUCAGCGCCAGCCUCCUCCUCCUCUGCCAACCGGUUUGUCGGCAUCGGACCCCGGGACGGCAACUUUCUAAACAUCCCCCAGCAAUCUCAGUCUUGGUUCCUCUGACGGGAUCUUCAAGCGAAGAAAAAUAAUACAAGUAAUGAUGAUGAUAAUAAUAAUAAUAGUUUUUCACUCAAGCCCCAAGAGUCAGAAUCUUCAGUCCUCAACCCAUCUCUUCAUGGAGCUGCUCCUCUCGAAGGAAACGUC
Heteronotia binoei (common prickly gecko) is the source of this 1801-nucleotide messenger RNA. It is a transcript of the gene NFIX, whose product is annotated as nuclear factor I X. The coding region runs from base 173 to 1660 and encodes 495 amino acids. The transcript has 11 exons. Gene Ontology annotation, molecular function: RNA polymerase II cis-regulatory region sequence-specific DNA binding; DNA-binding transcription factor activity, RNA polymerase II-specific. Lineage: Eukaryota; Metazoa; Chordata; Lepidosauria; Squamata; Gekkonidae. Gene Ontology annotation, cellular component: nucleus. Gene Ontology annotation, biological process: regulation of transcription by RNA polymerase II. The record is from RefSeq and is a predicted model, not a curated record.